AUGCCAAUGGAUUUUCAACCUACAUCAAGUCACUCAAACUGGGUCGUGCAAAAGUUCGGUGGUACUUCUGUCGGCAAAUUUCCCGUCCAAAUAGUGGAUGACAUUGUGAAACACUAUUCUAACCCUGAAGGUCCAAACAAUGAUGUCGCUGUCGUUUGUUCAGCCCGUUCCUCAUACACCAAGGCUGAAGGUACCACUUCUCGUCUUUUGAAAUGUUGUGAUUUGGCUUCGCAGGAAUCUGAAUUCCAAGACAUUAUCGAAGUUAUUAGACAAGAUCAUAUCGAUAAUGCUGACCGUUUCAUUCUCAAUCCGGCCUUGCAAGCCAAAUUAGUCGACGAUACCAAUAAAGAACUUGAACUGGUUAAAAAAUACUUGAAUGCUUCAAAAGUUUUGGGUGAAGUGAGUUCACGUACUGUAGAUUUGGUGAUGUCAUGUGGUGAGAAGUUAAGCUGUUUGUUCAUGACUGCCUUAUGUAAUGACCGUGGCUGCAAGGCCAAAUACGUGGAUUUAAGCCACAUCGUUCCUUCCGAUUUCAGUGCCAGCGCUUUAGAUAACAGCUUCUACACUUUUCUUGUUCAAGCAUUAAAAGAAAAACUCGCUCCCUUUGUAAGUGCUAAAGAGCGUAUUGUUCCAGUCUUUACAGGCUUUUUUGGUUUAGUUCCAACCGGUCUUCUAAAUGGUGUUGGUCGUGGCUAUACCGAUCUAUGUGCCGCUUUGAUAGCAGUCGCUGUGAAUGCUGAUGAACUACAAGUUUGGAAGGAAGUUGAUGGUAUAUUUAGCGCGGAUCCUCGUAAAGUUCCCGAAGCACGUUUGUUGGAUAGUGUCACUCCAGAAGAAGCUUCUGAAUUGACAUAUUAUGGUUCCGAAGUUAUACAUCCUUUUACUAUGGAACAAGUUAUUAGAGCUAAGAUUCCUAUUAGAAUCAAGAAUGUUCAAAAUCCGUUGGGUAGUGGUACCAUUAUCUACCCAGAUAAUGUAGCAAAGAAGGGUGAAUCUACUCCACCACACCCUCCUGAGAACUUAUCCUCAUCCUUCUAUGAAAAAAGAAAAAGAGGUGCCACUGCGAUUACCACCAAAAAUGACAUUUUCGUCAUCAACAUUCAUUCCAAUAAGAAAACACUAUCCCAUGGUUUCCUAGCCCAAAUAUUUACUAUUCUGGAUAAAUACAAGUUAGUUGUGGAUUUGAUAUCUACUUCCGAAGUUCACGUUUCGAUGGCUUUACCAAUUCCAGAUGCGGACUCAUUAAAAUCCCUAAGACAAGCCGAGGAAAAAUUGAGAAUUUUAGGUUCUGUUGAUAUUACAAAGAAGUUGUCUAUUGUUUCAUUAGUCGGUAAACAUAUGAAACAAUACAUCGGUAUUGCUGGUACUAUGUUUACCACUCUUGCUGAAGAAGGCAUCAACAUUGAAAUGAUUUCUCAAGGGGCUAAUGAAAUAAACAUAUCCUGCGUUAUCAAUGAAUCUGACUCCAUAAAAGCAUUACAAUGUAUUCACGCGAAGUUACUAAGUGAGCGGACAAAUACCUCAAACCAAUUUGAACAUGCCAUUGAUGAACGUUUAGAACAAUUGAAGAGACUUGGAAUUUAA
Messenger RNA from Saccharomyces paradoxus, 1584 nucleotides. RefSeq names its product aspartate kinase (gene HOM3). Gene Ontology annotation, biological process: amino acid biosynthetic process. The transcript has a single exon. The coding region runs from base 1 to 1584 and encodes 527 amino acids. Gene Ontology annotation, molecular function: aspartate kinase activity. NCBI's taxonomy places the organism in Eukaryota, Fungi, Ascomycota, Saccharomycetes, Saccharomycetales, Saccharomycetaceae. The record is from RefSeq and is a predicted model, not a curated record.